CAAUGUACACAAUGUCAAAAAAACAACACAUAUCAAGCAGGAAAAUAAAUGGCUGCAUAGAAUUAGGCCAAAAGUGAAAAAUGUUAGGAUUAAGAGAAAAUCAAUAGAAUAUUCGAACUGUCGUUGUCUCCCCGGAACACAAUCGACGACAAGCUUUCACUAGCGCCUAAUAUAACCUGAACAACAAUGGACAUAAAUAAAGAACCAUCCGCUAGUGCCUCUGCAACAACGGAGAGGGAAGGAAAAAGCAACCUCAACCUUUCGGCGGACGAGCUGAAGGAGGAAGGCAACAAGUGCGUCAAGGCGGGGAACUUCGCGGAGGCCAUCCUGCACUACACUCACGCGAUCAAGCUAAGCCCAAACGAUGCUAUCCUGUACAGUAACCGGUCGCUGGCAUUUCUCAAAAAGCAGCAGUACUACUACGCGAACGAGGAUGCGGACAAGGCGAUAGCGCUGAAUCCCACGUGGGCCAAGGGCUACUAUCGGAAGGCGGAAGUGCACAUGAGCGUGGGACAGUACGAUACGGCUCUGCUGUCGUACGGAAAGGCUCUGCAGCUACAGCCACAGGACAUGGGCAUCAUUCAGUCGGCUCGGAAGGCUGCCAAUCUGAGCAACCAGGAUAUCGAGAAGGAGAAACGAACGCCCGUGAUGGGUGCCGGUAUUGGGUGCAUCGUGGGGAUGUUUAUUGUGUUCGCGGAUAUAUUGCUGACGGAAACCCCGACGUUGAAGUACACCUCAUUGAUGGUGCUGGUGGUGCUUGUUGUGGCAGGUAUUGGUUUUGGAAUUGCGAAAUUGAUGCGUUAUUACACCAAACUGCAGAGGAAGGGUUUAUUGGAUCCGCCGAUAGAUUUGUUGGAAGUUCCAAAUAGAUUUCCAAUCAACCAAAGAAGAGGAAGUGGAAAAUGGUGGCGUAGGGGACCAAAAACCGCCGCGGAAUCGUUACUCGAAGGCUCAAGCAAGACAGCGUUUUAAAAAGGGUAAAACAUAAUUCAAUUGGAGAGAUUGGUGCAGAUGGCGAUGACUGAUGGCUUGUCUCCAUAACCAUGAGAGUGAAAUUUCGUCUUAUAGAAAGCUAGUAAUGAUGCAACAACCACAACCAUUCUGGUCGGAAACUGAAUAGUGAAUACAAUUAUUAUUUAUGUCAUCACAACCAGAUAUCCAGGACAAGUCAAGUGGAGGUGGAGAAAGGGAAGCAUUUAGUUUUCCUCCGACUUUUACUUGUAAUGUUUACUGGGUAGUGUCUACAAUAGGUAGAACAAGAUUAAAAUGUCAUCUUUAGGGUAGUAUCCUAAGACUAUAGGACAAUGUUCCAUUUAUUCUAUUUUAUUUUGAACUAUUUUAUUUUUUCUUACCUUAAUUGUUGGGUGUUCUGUAGCUAAUGAUUGUGCAUUUGAAGGGCAUUUCCAGAUUCAAUAAACAUUUUAUGCACAGGAAUGCCAUCCAAUGUGGAUGGUAUGGAAACGAAUAAA
Messenger RNA from Toxorhynchites rutilus septentrionalis, 1469 nucleotides. RefSeq lists its product as uncharacterized. The record is from RefSeq and is a predicted model, not a curated record. Gene Ontology annotation, molecular function: Hsp90 protein binding. The coding region runs from base 187 to 972 and encodes 261 amino acids. The transcript has 4 exons. Lineage: Eukaryota; Metazoa; Arthropoda; Insecta; Diptera; Culicidae.